Messenger RNA from Plasmodium coatneyi, 627 nucleotides. RefSeq lists its product as uncharacterized. The transcript has a single exon. The record is from RefSeq and is a predicted model, not a curated record. Bases 1 to 627 code for a protein of 208 amino acids. Lineage: Eukaryota; Apicomplexa; Aconoidasida; Haemosporida; Plasmodiidae. Gene Ontology annotation, biological process: translational initiation.
AUGGGCUCCUUUGAAGAGGCGACUCAUUAUGAGAGGAUGUGUACCCAACAUCAUGUCAUAGUAAAUGCCAUAAAAUUAUUUUUUCUAAAAAAGUAUUCGCAAAAUUGGAGUGCAUCCAUACACCGUUGGAAGAUUGUUGAAUCUAUCGGGAAGAAUAAUACGUCUUACCUGACCUCUGCCCAGGGAGGCAGCACAUAUUCAAAUGAUGACACAACACAAGUGGGACGAAACACGUCUGAAAAAAAGACCAAUGUAAACACUUCAAAUGGUGAGUCACAGUUAGACGAAGACCAUUCCCAGAUUAUGCCAUAUGACGAAACAGAGAAAAUCCCAAAAGAUGCAGAGUCGCACUUGUUUGAGAGGGGCCCUGUCGUCAUCCAUUACUUGAAGAAGAAAAAACAAACGAACAAUCCCCACUACAACAUAGACCCAUCGGCCAAAACAGAAAAGAUCCAAAUCUACUAUAACUGCGAAAUGACCGACAUGGAAAGAAAAAUUUGUAAAAUUAAAAAAUUUUUGCGAAAUGGAAAUCCCGUAGACAUUCUUUUAAUUUGUGAGAAAGACAGCGACUGCGACGACGAGGUCAACCAAAAGGGAGGAGUGUGGGGAAAAAAAAAAAAUGAAUAA